CUGAACAUACUCGACACGACAAACGUCAAAAACACAAACGUUUUGUUUUGCUUUUUUGUGUGCGGCUUUUUUUCUGGAGUAAAAUUAUAUAUUUUAUCGUGCAAAUAAUUUCAAAUUGUAUUAAAAGCAAAGAAUAGUGUUUUUAUAAAAUUACACUACACAAAUUGAAAAACUAAAGUUUAUUAACGUUUGAUAAGAAAUAUAUUUUGAGGCUGCAAAAAUGUCAAAAAGUAGUUCAGGAAGAGAUCGUGAUCGUGAAAGGGAACGUGACAGAGAUCGGGACUAUGAGAGGGAGCGGGACUAUGAAAGAGAGCGUGAUAGGGAUCGCGAUAGAGAAAGGAAACGACGUUAUUCCAGAAGUAGGUCUCGAUCGCCAAAGGAUAAUAGGUUUGCGCGUAAUGGUAAUGGAAAUAGCCGAAUGCGAGAUGAUAGGAAACGUGAUCGAAAUGAACGGGACCCAAGGGACAUGGAUCGCAACAGGAGGGAUGAUAAGCGCAGAAGGCAAUCACCAUCAAAAUCAAAAGAUUAUGAACGUGAGAAAUUUCGUCAAGCAGAACGCGACAGAGAACGGGAACGUGAAAAGGAACGGGAAAGGGAUCGUGAGCGAGAACGUCAAAGGGAUAGAGAAAGAGAACGUGAGCGUGAACGCGAAAGAGAAGCUGAAUAUGCUAGGAAUACAACAUCUACACCACCAAUAUUAAUCAAAGCAGAUUCCAGUAGCUCUGAAUCUGAGGAAGAGGAGCUCGAUAAAGAAGAAGAACAACGGCGUUUAGAACUUGAAAUGAUAAAACGUCGUGAACGUAUAGAACGUUGGCGUGCCGAACGCAAGCUCCGAGAAUUAGAAGCAAAUAAAAAAGAAUUAAAAUCAUUGCUACCUCCUCCGACAACUACGGCUACGGCUAAAAAAUGGAGUCUUGAAGACGAAUCGGAAGAGGAGGACAACAGUUUUGCAGUUGACAUAAAGAAAGAACCGGAUUCACCACCAUCUAAAUUCCAUCGUAUCAAAAAACCCAAAGAUGACGAAGAUGACGAAAAAGUGUAUAGAUUAAAAUCGAAGAGUAUAGUAAUUGCUGCCAAAGCUAAAAUCGAAGCUCUUAGAGAAGAGGAGGAGGCUAAAGAAGAGAAACAAAAACUUCAAAUUCAGCUACAGCAGCAAAAGAUCCAACAGCAGCAGUUAGAGCAGAAGAAACUACAGGAAAAGCUGGAAAUGGAUCAGCUGGAGCAAAAAUCCAAAACGGCAGAUAAUACAGGCAAUAAUGAGGCGACUGAGGAAGACGAUGAAAUCGAUCCAUUGGAUGCAUAUAUGAAAGAAGUCGACAAAGAAGUACGCAACGUUAAUCAUAUUAUUACUCAACCCAAGAAAAAUCAACAGGGUGUCGUUAUUCUCACUGGUGUGGCUAAGAAAACCACAAAAGAUAAAAAUAAAGGAGAACUUAUUGAACAAAACAUGGACAGUCUAGAGUAUUCUAGCGAAGAAGAAUUAGAAGAUAUAAAGGAUACAGCAGCGAGUUUAGCAAAUAAACAUCGCAAGGAAUUGGCUAAAAUUGAUCAUUCCGGCGUUGAUUACGCCCCAUUUCGUAAAAAUUUCUAUGUGGAAGUUCCGGAGCUUGCGCGCAUGACGCAGCAAGAAGUUGAAAAAUAUCGUACUGAAUUGGAGGGAAUACAAGUUAAGGGCAAAGGGUGUCCAAAGCCAAUUAAGACAUGGGCUCAGUGUGGUGUUAGCAAAAAGGAAAUGGAUAUUCUACGUAAAUUAAGUUUUGAAAAACCAACUCCCAUACAAUGUCAAGCGAUUCCGGCUAUUAUGUCUGGACGUGAUCUUAUAGGUAUUGCUAAAACAGGCAGUGGCAAAACGCUAGCAUUCAUUUUACCAAUGUUUAGGCACAUUUUGGAUCAACCUCCAUUAGAAGACGGUGAUGGUCCAAUUUCGAUUAUUAUGGCUCCUACCCGUGAACUAUGCAUGCAAAUUGGCAAAGAUAUUAGGAAAUUUGCUAAAAGUCUAAAUCUACGAGCAGUAUGUGUCUAUGGUGGCACUGGUAUCUCGGAACAAAUAGCUGAACUGAAAAGAGGCGCCGAAAUAAUUGUAUGCACUCCGGGACGUAUGAUAGACAUGUUGGCUGCCAACUCGGGACGUGUAACUAAUUUGAGACGUGUCACGUAUAUAGUAUUGGAUGAGGCAGACCGUAUGUUCGAUAUGGGUUUCGAACCGCAAGUAAUGCGCAUUAUAGAUAAUGUGCGUCCAGAUCGACAGACAGUUAUGUUUAGUGCCACAUUCCCACGACAAAUGGAAGCUUUGGCACGUCGUAUUCUAAAGAAACCGAUAGAAGUAAUUGUUGGCGGCCGAUCAAUAGUGUGUAAAGAUGUCGAGCAGCAUGUUGCCAUAAUGGAAGAUGAUGCUAAAUUCUUUAAACUUUUAGAACUGUUAGGUAUAUAUCAGGAAAAGGGUAGUAUUAUAGUUUUUGUGGAUAAACAAGAGAAUGCCGACAUACUUUUGCGCGAUCUAAUGAAAGCUUCGUAUCCUUGUAUGAGUCUGCAUGGAGGUAUUGAUCAGUUCGAUAGAGAUUCGACAAUUUUAGACUUUAAAUCUGGUAAGGUGCGUUUAUUGAUAGCUACGUCUGUAGCUGCUCGCGGUUUAGACGUGAAGGAUUUAAUUUUAGUUGUUAAUUAUGAUGUGCCCAAUCAUUAUGAAGAUUAUGUUCACAGAUGUGGUCGUACAGGGCGGGCUGGGAAAAAGGGCAGUGCAUGGACUUUCCUAACUUACGACCAAGGCCGUUAUGCUGGUGACAUUAUAAGAGCUUUGGAACUUGCCGAGUCUGUAGUACCCGAAGAAUUGCAAAAACUAUGGAAUGAUUAUAAGAAUGCUCAAGAAGCUGAAGGAAAGAAAGUUCAUACUGGCGGCGGUUUUAGUGGCAAAGGUUUUAAAUUCGACGAGCAAGAAGCUAAUGCCGCCAAGGAAAGCAAAAAACUCCAGAAAGCUGCUUUGGGAUUGGCUGAUUCGGAUGAUGAAGAAGAUAUUGAACAAGAUAUUGAUCAACAAAUUGAACAGCUGUUUGCUGCAAAACGUACAGUCAAAGACACUUCCAUACCCACGCCUGCAGUUACUAUGGUUGCCACCCCUACGGCGGGUAGUACGGUCAUUGCUGGCUCCGCUCCAGCAGCUACUGCAUCUACGACAGCCGCUGCUGGAGGUAUGAGCUCUGAUAAGCUUGAAUUGGCCAAACGUCUGGCUUCUAAGAUAAGCUCCAAUAAAAAUUUGGGCAUCGAUGGCAAGAUCAGCACUCAAGUGGCUGCCGAUGCUAUUCUUAAGGGCUCCGCAACUGGACAGCCAAUGAUUACUGCCCGUUCCGUAGUGGAACAGCUAGCUGCCAAACUAAACAACAAACUCAAUUACCAACCCAAAGACGAAGAGGAAAGUGCUACAAUAUCUGGACUUCUUCCAAAUCAACCCAACUCCUUCACAAAAUACGAGGAGGAACUCGAAAUUAAUGAUUUCCCACAACAGGCACGCUGGAAAGUUACUUCUAAGGAAGCUUUAGCUCAAAUAUCCGAAUAUUCGGAAGCUGGUCUUACUGUGCGCGGCACUUAUGUACCAAAUGGUAAAAAUCCACCGGAAGGUGAACGUAAACUUUACUUGGCCAUAGAAAGUUGCAGUGAAUUGGCUGUACAAAAAGCGAAACGUGAAAUUACACGUCUUAUCAAGGAGGAGUUACUAAAACUCAGUUCAGCUCAUCAUGUCUUCAAUAAGGGAAGAUAUAAAGUACUUUAAUUCCUUGUUCUUUUUUUUACAACAAUACAAAAAACAUGUUUUUCUAAGCGUUCUAAUUCUAUUUUUAGUAAUAUAAUGGACUUUAUUUUGUAAGAAUCGUAACGAUUUUAAAGAAAUGAAAUAAAAUGAAAAUUAAACGUG
Messenger RNA from Lucilia sericata (common green bottle fly), 3904 nucleotides. It is a transcript of the gene Prp5, whose product is annotated as probable ATP-dependent RNA helicase DDX46. Gene Ontology annotation, molecular function: RNA helicase activity; ATP binding; RNA binding. The transcript is spliced from 5 exons. NCBI's taxonomy places the organism in Eukaryota, Metazoa, Arthropoda, Insecta, Diptera, Calliphoridae. The coding region runs from base 221 to 3763 and encodes 1180 amino acids. The record is from RefSeq and is a predicted model, not a curated record.